AUGAAAGCCACCAUCUUAGCGACUAUCGCUUUGGCGGCAUGCAGUGCCGCCAGCCCCUUGGGCAGCGCUCCCCACGCCCGAGGCCUCCUUGGAGAUUCAUCCAAGCCCUGCGACUGUGAAUCGGAUCAUGAUGGCAGCUCGCCUGAGGUACCAUCUGGGCCUGGUUCGGAGGGCCCUGCUCCCGUUCCGAUGCCGGUUCCAGUUCCUGUUCCUGGUGGAGAGCCAAACGGUCCUGGCGGAGUCCCAACCGUUCCUGGCCUUCCUGGUAUUCCUGGUGUUCCUGGUGUUCCUGGUGUUCCUGGUGUUCCUGGACACCCCAACCACCCUGAAGACCCAGAGGAUCCCGAAGAUCCUGAAGAUCCUGAAGACCCGGAGGAUCCUGAAGACCCAGAAGACCCAGAAGACCCUGAGGGACCUUCCAAGGGUGGCUGUGACGACGACGGCUGCCACGGAACUGGACACCUCAUACAGGAUCUGGGCCCGCAAGCCAACGACAUCCUGACCAUUGUUGGUGAACACACCGAGGAGCUCUUGCUCAAGCUCAGCCCCGGUGUUGCUGGGCUUCUGACCGGACUCGGCCUCCCUGGCUUGGGCCAACCCGUCGGUCACAUCAUCAAGAGCGCUGCCACCAUUGGCGAACUCAUCGCGGACUUGGGUGACUCCGUCGAAUGCCUCUUGACCGUCAUUGGACAGGACGGUGGAUUCCUGUUGAUUGAACUUGAGCCGUCCAUUGCUGGACUCCUCACUGGACUCGGACUGCCUAGUAUCGCUCAACCCGUCGGCAGCAUUGUCGGCACUGUCGGCAAGCACCUCAAGCGUGACGAUGGACUCCUCGAAGACCUUGCUCCAGUUGUGAACUGCGCUCUUAAAGUCGUUGGAGAGGACUCCAAGAUUCUCCUCAUUGCAUUGAGCAAGUCCGUUGCUGAGCUGCUCAUUGGUUUGGGUCUCGGCCAGCUUGCCGAGCCUGUCGGCACUGUCAUCCAGUCCGCUGCGACCGUUGGCGAUCUCGUCUAUGACUUGGGUGACCCCGUGGAGUGCAUCCUGACCAUCAUCGGUGAAGACGGAGGUGCUCUCCUGGUUCAGCUUUCUCCUUCUAUUGCAGGCCUCCUUGUCGGACUCGGAUUGCCCGGUGUUGGUAUUCCCGUUGGCCAGGUGGUGAAGACUCUUGGCGAGGCUUUGUAG
Messenger RNA from Aspergillus oryzae RIB40, 1182 nucleotides. RefSeq lists its product as uncharacterized. NCBI's taxonomy places the organism in Eukaryota, Fungi, Ascomycota, Eurotiomycetes, Eurotiales, Aspergillaceae. The coding region runs from base 1 to 1182 and encodes 393 amino acids. The record is from RefSeq and is a predicted model, not a curated record. The transcript has a single exon.